Molecule: messenger RNA, 957 nt
Organism: Ogataea parapolymorpha DL-1
Lineage: Eukaryota; Fungi; Ascomycota; Pichiomycetes; Pichiales; Pichiaceae
Product: Protein GMH1
Exons: 1
Coding region: 1-957 (318 amino acids)
Cellular component (GO): Golgi membrane
Source: RefSeq, a predicted model, not a curated record
AUGCCAAAGAAGCAACUGGAAGGACUAGGAUUGCAUUCAAAAACAAACCCAAUACUCCCCAUAACACAGGAUGACAUUCUUGGCACGCCAACCCCGCAACCGGACGACUUGGCUAGCGUAGCCAAUUCAUUACAGUCCUCCUCCACAACGUUAUCAUCAUUUGCGAAACGACAGCAGCGCAAACUGAAGAUCAAAAACCUAAAAAAGUCAAUGGAUUCCAGCUUCACUAUUCCACGUUACUUCAAGAGGCUACUUAAUGUGCGCUCGUUGGAUUUCGAAACUGCUCUUUGGGAAAUGCUCAAUCUAAUAAUACAACCAAAGCGUGUUUACAAAAGCUUAUAUUACCAGAAGCAGACCAAAAAUAAGUGGUCAAGAGACGAUCCUAGCUUUGUUAUUCUUUUGAGCUUCUUCCUUACCAUCAGUGCGAUCCUUUGGGGCUUGGUCUACUCUACAGACAUUUUGACUAUUUUCAAAUUGAUCCUGUACAUGGUUGUUGUUGACUUUGUCCUGGUAGGCCUGUCGGUUGCCACAGUGGGAUGGAUCAUUGCUAACAAUUUCUUUAUCCAGAAUCCAAACAUGAAUAUGAGUUCCUCCUCGUCCCAAAGAUUACUCAAUAUCUUUUUCCCCACUGACUCCAUGUUGGAGUGGGCGUACUGCUUUGAUAUUCAUUGCAAUGCAUAUUUGAUCAUAUGGGUGUGUCUUUAUCUGGUGCAGUUCACUUUGCUGCCAUUACUCAGACUCAACAAUUGGAUUUCCACACUGCUAGGAAAUACACUCUAUCUAGCAUCGACCUCAUAUUACUGUAUUAUUACGUUCUACGGCUAUAACGCACUCCCAUUCCUUCAGAAAACCGAGUACCUCCUAAUGCCAAUCCCAGUACUCAUCUGUGGUUGGAUUGUGCUCACUUUGGCUGGAUUCAAUAUCGCCAACUACAUGUCCAAUGCAUACUUCAAUUAG